GCCACAGCAAAAGUGCUUUACCCAAGAUGAAGUGCUUGGCGUUUGUGCUCCUGGCGGCUGCCGUUUGCGCUUCCGAAAUCGAGAAGCGAGAGGCGGAGCCCAGCGUAGUUUAUCAUUCCGGCUACACAACUUCAGUCCAUCUACCGACCUACGGACCAUCCCUCCCUACUCAUCACCACAAGAGAUCAGCAGAUGCUGAGCCUUCCAGUCCUUAUGGCGUCAGGACCAUCUCCCACACUCCUGUUUAUGGUGGAUAUGGACACAACGUUCAUACACUCCACAAAAGGGCUGCUGACGCUGAAGCUUCUCGACUUUACUCUCACAGAAGCUAUUCUUCCAUCCCCGUAGCCCACGGAGGAUACCAUGGUCACCGGUUCCACAAGAGGUCUGCUGAGCCCGAAGCUGAGGCUGAGGCUUCUCGUGGUUAUCUCCCUUAUCAUCCAUACACUCCAGUUGCACCUUACGGCCGACACAUCUACAAGAGGUCUGCUGAACCGGAGGCCGAGGCUGAGGCUUCUCGUGGUUAUCUCCCUUAUCAUCCAUACACUCCAGUUGCACCUUACGGCCGACACAUCUACAAGAGGUCUGCUGAACCAGAAGCUGAAGCUGAGGCUUCUCACGGUUAUCUCCCUUAUCAUCCAUACACUCCAGUUGCACCUUACGGCCGACACAUCUACAAGAGGUCUGCUGAGCCAGAAGCUGAGACUGAGGCUUCUCACGGUUAUCUCCCUGCUUACAUUCCCUACACUCCUGUGCAAACUUCAUACAGCCGACACCUCUACAAGAGGUCUGCUGAGCCUGAGGCAGAGCCAUCUUACCUAUACGCUCCUGUCUCUUACGCACAUACUUCUGUUUAUCGUCCUGCUUCUGUUUAUCGUUCCCUCUAUUACUGAGCCGGUACAUAAUGGACAAUUAUGCCAAACAGGAGCCAUAGUGUGUCAUCUAAUUAAUUCCACCGGAAAAGAUCAAUAAAUCUUCACG
Molecule: messenger RNA, 981 nt
Organism: Penaeus indicus
Lineage: Eukaryota; Metazoa; Arthropoda; Malacostraca; Decapoda; Penaeidae
Exons: 2
Coding region: 27-893 (288 amino acids)
Source: RefSeq, a predicted model, not a curated record